AUGCAAAAUUAUUCUUCAGAGUUCAUGUUUGUGCUUCACGGACUGAAUGACACAAGAGCACACAAACAAAUUUACUUUGCAGUUGGUCUUGUUGUCUAUGUUGUGACCCUGUUUGUAAAUUUCACACUAAUUAUUACAGUCAUUCUGGACAAAACACUUCAUGAACCUAUGUAUUUGUUCAUAUGCAAUUUAUAUGUAAAUGGAAUUGGUGGUGCUUCUGCUUUCUAUCCAAAGUUCUUGGCUGAUCUUUUUUCAGACUCUCAUGUUAUCUCAUAUACAGGAUGCCUGUCACAAAUAUGCAGCAUAUAUUGGUAUAUUUUCUGUGAAUUUACAAGUCUAACAGUCAUGGCAUAUGACAGGUAUUUAGCCAUUUGUAAACCUUUGGAAUAUCACUGCAUUAUGACACACCAGAUGGUGAUCAAACUGUUGCUUUGUAUCUGGCUUUUCUCUUUUCUAGAAACAUCUGUUGGAGUUUCACUGACAGCACAACUGUCCUUAUGUGGUAAUGGGAUUGACAAACUUUAUUGCUUUAACUGGGAUGUUGUAAAGCUAUCCUGCACAGAUGCCACAGUGAUCAACCUAUAUGGAUACAUAGUAAUGUUUUCUCAUAGCUCCCAAGCUGUGUUCAUCAUUAUUUCAUACAUUCGCAUCAUCAAAGCAUCUUUGAAGUCCAAGACAGAAAGAGUCAAAUUCAUGCAGACAUGCCUGCCCCAUUUAAUAACUCUCACUAACUUCACUAUUUCCCUGCUGCUUGACAUUUUGUGUGCUCGCUAUGGCAAAGGAGAUGGUUUGCGAGCUCUGCGCAAUAUUUUAGGUAUAGAGUUUCUUGUGGUGCCUCCUCUUCUUAAUCCCAUCAUAUAUGGGAUCAGAAUAACACAGAUUCGCAGCCGGUUUGUGAAAAUGUAUAGUUAUAAAAUUAACACUUUUAGGUAA
Molecule: messenger RNA, 933 nt
Organism: Electrophorus electricus (electric eel)
Lineage: Eukaryota; Metazoa; Chordata; Actinopteri; Gymnotiformes; Gymnotidae
Product: olfactory receptor 4B13-like
Biological process (GO): detection of chemical stimulus involved in sensory perception of smell; G protein-coupled receptor signaling pathway
Cellular component (GO): membrane
Molecular function (GO): G protein-coupled receptor activity; olfactory receptor activity; odorant binding
Source: RefSeq, a predicted model, not a curated record